CAUUGAAUAGUUGUGCUUUCUAACCUAACACGAUUCAUUUUUUUUAUAAAUCACACAGCAAUCUGUUGCUUGAUUAUAAUAAGAAAUUAAGGAAAUAAUCUUUUUUUGACACAAUGGCUGAAGCAAUGCGUCAAACCGUAGCUGGAAUGUUAAAAGGCAUCGAAAGAUACAAUCCAGAACAUUUAGCGACUCUGGAAAAAUAUGUUGAAAUACAAUCCAGAGAAAAUGCAUAUGAUUUAGAGGCCAAUUUAGCAGUUUUGAAACUGUAUCAAUUGAAUCCACACAGAUUUAACAUGGAUAUUACUUGUCAAAUAUUGUUAAAGGCUUUGACAAAUCUUCCUCACACUGAUUUUGUUCUUUGCAAAUGUCUUCUCAGUGAAAGAAUUAUGCAGGAAAGUCCUAUUAAUCAAAUUAUGUAUUUAGGAGAUAUAUUAGAACAAUGUGACUUUCAACAUUUUUGGGAUAGAGUCCUUUCCAUGUCUGAUCUCUGUGAUAGGAUUGUAGGAUUUCAAGAUUCAAUAAGAAAAUUUGUUUGCCAUGUAGUGGGAAUCACAUUUCAGACAAUAGACAAAAAUCUAUUAGCACAACUUCUUGGGGGUGUUGAUGGUAAUUCUGUUUUUACAUUUAUUAAAUAUUUUGAAAGAGAAUUGGCGUUUGUGUACUUUAAAUGA
Molecule: messenger RNA, 671 nt
Organism: Habropoda laboriosa
Lineage: Eukaryota; Metazoa; Arthropoda; Insecta; Hymenoptera; Apidae
Gene: eIF3k
Product: eukaryotic translation initiation factor 3 subunit K
Exons: 4
Coding region: 114-671 (185 amino acids)
Biological process (GO): regulation of translational initiation
Cellular component (GO): eukaryotic translation initiation factor 3 complex; cytoplasm
Molecular function (GO): ribosome binding; translation initiation factor activity
Source: RefSeq, a predicted model, not a curated record